CCCCAUUCACACGAGACACUUUCAAUCGCGAUUAGUGCCAAAUCGCGAUUCUAUCGAUGUAAAGCUUCUAGUGUGAACGCAGUAGAGACGCCAAAUCGCGAUUCAAAUUAAUCCUACUCGAGAGGUGGAUUCUAUCGAUGUAAACUUUAAUCGCGAUACAAAAAUGCGCAGUGAGAACGGGAUCGAUGUUAACACCGGAAGUUGAGGGCUUGAGGCGCGUGCGCAGUUUCUAUUGAAAGUGAAAGAAAACAGACUGUCCACGCGCUAUCAUGUUUCUUCGCAGUCAGCAAAAUGGCCAGGAGGACCUAUUGGUCAGAAGAAUCUGUGGCAGCAUUAUUAAAUAUUUGGGCGGAUGAGAGUAUUAAACGGAAGUUAGACGGCACUUCUAAAAAAAAGCCAGUCUACAGGGACAUCGCUAUGAAAAUUAAAGACGAAUGUGGUGAGGAGUUAACUGAUUUGGAGGUGAAGAACAAAAUAAGAAAUAUGACACGGGAGUACCGUAAAUUUAAGGAUCAGCACAACAGGUCAGGGGCAGGGAGGAAGCCACCCUUCAAAUAUGAAAAAGAAUUAGACAACAUCCUGGGUGACAAAGCCACCACAAGACCAGUGUUCACAAUGGACACCAGUAGAGCUGAAGAAGAUGAAGAUUUUGCUGAGUGCUCAUCUCAAGAUACAGAAGAGGAGAGUGAUGAGGAGGCACAGGCCUGUGGACAAGCUCUUAAGAGAACAAUUGAAGAAGAAGAAGAUGAUGAUGAUGAUGAUAUAAAUAAUACUCAAGAAAUAGUUGUGAAAAAAGCUCCAAAAUUAGCCAGGAAAUCUGGAAAAAAGAAAUCCAAGGCAGAUGUAUUUAAAAGUUUGAUUGAUGAUGCCGUAGAGUCCUUCUCAGCAAAAUCUGACAGUGCAAUGUCAGCACUAGUCAAGUUGGAACAGGAGCGCUUGACCAUGGAGAGGACAGCAGAAGCAAGACACCUCGAUGCCAUGAGGGCUGAAAGAGAGGCCCAGCGCAAGCAUGAACUGCAAAUGAUGCAGUUAAUGGCCCAGAUGAUGGGGGGCAUGGCCAGUGCUGGUGGAUUUCAAUCAGCAUCUACCUCUUCCUCACAAACAAAUGCCCCAGGAACCAGCUCAGCCAGAGCAAGAGCCAGAGAAGACCCUAAUUAUCAUUUUCUUUAUCCAUAUGAUGCAUCCAAUGAUAAAUAUUAUCAAGAUUUGUAAUGUGUAUCAUCAUAUGGAUAGUAAAUUUGCUGUUUGUUGCUGUGACUUGUACAGUUUUAAGUUGUAGCCUGCAAAUUGUGCAGGUGGAGUUUUAUUUAGCAGUGAAUGUGCUGUUUGUUGCUGUGACUUGUGCAGUUUUAAGUUGUAGCCUGCAAAUUGUGCAGGUGGAGUUUUAUUUAGCAGUGAAUGUGCUGUUUGUUGCUGUGACUUGUGCAGUUUUAAGUUGUAGCCUGCAAAUUGUGCAGGUGGAGUUUUAUUUAGCAGUGAAUAUGCUGUUAAAUGUUGUUUAAUUUUGAAUUCAUUGUUCUUUGCAUUUAAUAUGUUGCUUUUGAAAUGCAUAGUGUUAGUGCCUUUUUUGAUGGUUUAAUGCAACCUUGUAAGGUUUUUGAUUCUGGAAUGUAGCCAUUUGUGCCCUGUAAAUGAUUUUGGUGCUGUUUAGUUUCCAUAAUAAGAUGUGUGUAAAUAAAAUGUUAUA
This is a messenger RNA of Lingula anatina, 1687 nucleotides long. RefSeq lists its product as uncharacterized. The record is from RefSeq and is a predicted model, not a curated record. Lineage: Eukaryota; Metazoa; Brachiopoda; Lingulata; Lingulida; Lingulidae.